CAAUAAAUUACAGAGAGGUGAUUUAAAAUGCUCCUAGGCCUGGAUUAGGAUUUUGUUUCGGUUGAAAUUGGUCUGUCCACCGUGGAUACCUACCGCUGAACUCCUCGCCACCUGGAUUGCCAAUGUACUUGAGGUGAUCCAGCUGGGCCCAGCCCGAACCAAAUAUCCGGCCCACCCGGCCUGUUGGUACACCGUACACACUUCUUAAUAAAACUGAGAAAGGAGUGUGGCAGAGGAGCAAAACGGAUAAAGAAAAGAGCAGAGACAAAAAACAAUGGCAGCAGGAGCUGGAACCGGCGGAGGGACGACGGCAGGGGUGAAAGCCGUGGCUAUCAUCGCCGGAGACCCUAAAGUUAGAGGCUUUAUUCAGUUUAUCCAACAACCCACUGGUGCUACCCUUGUGGCUGGGAAGAUAACAGGACUAUCUCCUGGCUUCCAUGGCUUCCAUAUCCACGCUCUCGGGGACACCACCAAUGGCUGCAAUUCGACUGGACCUCACUUCAAUCCAUUAAAGAGGAGCCAUGGAUCUCCAUGGGACCAUGAACGUCAUGCUGGUGAUCUGGGGAACAUCCUGGCUAAUGAAAAUGGAGUUGCUGAAAUUUCAAUCGAAGACACCCAGAUACCACUGGCCGGACCGAAUUCGAUAUUAGGGAGGGCUGUUGUUGUGCAUGCUGAUCCUGACGAUCUGGGAAAAGGUGGACAUGAGCUUAGCAAGGCUACUGGAAAUGCUGGUGCAAGAGUUGGUUGUGGCAUCAUCGGCCUUCAAUCUUCUGUAUAGAUCCGACUCUACGCGACGUAAAAGUACCAAAGGGAGAAGCUGCUGCAACAACAAACUUCCUCUGGAAUGAAAUGUGUAAUAUUAACAACAGCAAAAAUGAGUGUUAGGACCUUGAUCUGGCCCUAUAUGCUUUUACAACUUCAUGUAUAAGCUUGCUAGAUAUGUCAAUUAUAUGGUUAUGCUGAUUCUUUAAAGGGUAGAAGACUGAGACCUAUUAUGGGACAUGCAAUGCAUUACAAAUGUAUGAUCAUUACGCUUCAACCGUUGCAAGCAGGUAAUUGGCUAGAGAGGCGUUAACCAGCCUGAAUCAGUGCACAUACUGACAUACAUAUGAAUAUGAUAAAUCAUAAUCCAGAAAGGAACAUCCAUUUCCAUAAACACCAACGUUUAAC
Messenger RNA from Linum trigynum, 1170 nucleotides. Lineage: Eukaryota; Viridiplantae; Streptophyta; Magnoliopsida; Malpighiales; Linaceae. The record is from the annotation of a GenBank genome assembly.